CUCUAGUCCGUGUACAAAACAGCAAGCUUCUGGGCUCUUUCAUGUUCCAUAUCUCGUUACUCAAUUGACAUCCUCGAAAUCUUGAAAGUCUCAACACAGCCAUAAUUACAAUAUUUCUCGCAAUUUAACCCAUCAAUUAUUUCACCAUGGCACCGACCGACCCUCACACCGGCGGCCGUCUCGAAGACAUGGCCAAAGAUGGAACCUCAAUUCCAGGCGACGCAGGCGUCCAACGUCUCAUUCCAUCCAAACCGCGCCCGGACCAGGUAGACCCGUCCGAUGCCUUCGCCCACGCGAACCCAGCACACGCGGCCGACAAUGCCUUUGACAUUCCACGAGGUCUUGCGGACCGCGGUAUGACUGGCGAGGUUACCACCGCAAUGGGAGACCAAUUGCCAAGCAGCAUCGAGAAGAAGAACCUCGAUGACGCCAAUUACGAUCCUAGAGCCAAGGGACAUGCGCAAUAUGUUAAACAUGCUAAGCAGCGUAACAUGUUCGAUCAGAUGGCUCAUGAAGGGCACGGUGUCGAGGCUGCUCCUGGCGAGGAGGAAAUGGGCCAGGAGGAUUUGCUUAACAUGAGGGGAGCAAAGUAAGGAGAUGAGAUGAGUGAGUAGUGUGCAUGUAUCAUUACGGUCUUCACGAAUUAUGAACGAAAAGCAUGAACAUAGUCUGCGU
Molecule: messenger RNA, 675 nt
Organism: Aaosphaeria arxii CBS 175.79
Lineage: Eukaryota; Fungi; Ascomycota; Dothideomycetes; Pleosporales
Exons: 2
Coding region: 147-593 (148 amino acids)
Source: RefSeq, a predicted model, not a curated record